UGCCAGCGGGGCGGUGCUGAGCUCAGAGCUGCCGCAGCGCACGAGCCGGAGCCGGAGCCAAGUCGAGCGCAGCGCGCGAGCGAGCAGGGUGCCGGCGGCAAGCGGCGGCUGACGACGCACCCGAGGCCCGGGCACUGCUGCGCCCCACUUCAGGGCUUGCGACCUGAGUGCCUGGCCCCACCUGAUCGCCCAACGACUUCGAGCCCACCCAGCCCGGCCUUGCCGAGCUCCCCAGCAUCCACCCACCGCAGCCGCAGCAGCUCCGUCGCCAGCCCCGGCCCCGCAUCCAGGCUCCAGGAUGGACGUGUUCAUGAAGGGCCUGUCCAUGGCCAAGGAGGGCGUCGUGGCUGCCGCUGAGAAGACCAAACAGGGGGUCACCGAGGCCGCAGAGAAGACCAAGGAGGGCGUCCUCUACGUCGGAAGCAAGACCCGAGAAGGAGUGGUUCAAGGUGUGGCUUCAGUGGCGGAGAAGACCAAAGAGCAGGCAUCCCAUCUGGGAGGAGCCGUGUUCUCUGGGGCUGGGAACAUCGCUGCUGCCACAGGCCUGGUGAAAAAGGAGGAAUUUCCCACCGAUCUGAAGCCCGAGGAAGUAGCCCAGGAAGCUGCUGAGGAACCCCUGAUGGAACCAGAAGGGGAGAGUUAUGAAGAGCCACCGCAGGAGGAAUAUCAGGAGUACGAGCCAGAGGCGUAAGGGGCCGGGACGGCCACCCACCAGCAGCACAACCCCUGCCCCGCCUCCAACAGCC
Messenger RNA from Ochotona princeps (American pika), 746 nucleotides. It is a transcript of the gene SNCB, whose product is annotated as synuclein beta. Gene Ontology annotation, biological process: synaptic vesicle endocytosis; synapse organization; chemical synaptic transmission. Gene Ontology annotation, molecular function: cuprous ion binding. Gene Ontology annotation, cellular component: cytoplasm; neuronal cell body; axon terminus. Lineage: Eukaryota; Metazoa; Chordata; Mammalia; Lagomorpha; Ochotonidae. The record is from RefSeq and is a predicted model, not a curated record. The transcript is spliced from 6 exons. The coding region runs from base 299 to 691 and encodes 130 amino acids.